Corylus avellana is the source of this 1739-nucleotide messenger RNA. Its product is annotated as 7-deoxyloganetin glucosyltransferase. The record is from RefSeq and is a predicted model, not a curated record. Gene Ontology annotation, molecular function: quercetin 7-O-glucosyltransferase activity; quercetin 3-O-glucosyltransferase activity. Lineage: Eukaryota; Viridiplantae; Streptophyta; Magnoliopsida; Fagales; Betulaceae.
GAAAGGCAGUUGUAUUAUGAAGAUUGAAGAGUCAUAUAUCUAAUAUCCAUACCAUUUUCAGCUGUACGUAUGAGAGAUAUCAUGGGUUCCAUCGGCAUAACAGAGAAGCCCCAUGCAGUUUGCAUCCCCUUCCCCGCCCAAGGCCACAUCAACCCCAUGCUAAAGGUGGCCAAAAUCCUCCACUUCAGAGGCUUUCAUGUCACCUUCGUCAACACCGAGUUCAACCACAAACGCCUCCUCAAAUCCCGAGGCCCCAACUCCCUCGACGGCCUCCCCUCUUUCCGAUUCGAGACCAUUCCCGAUGGUCUUCCUCAGUCCGACGUCGAAGCCACCCAAGACAUACCUUCCCUAUGCCGCUCUACAAAAAUGCAUUGCUUAGCUCCCUUUAGAAGCCUUCUCUCGAGACUAAACGACACCGCUUCUUCCAACGUCCCUCCUGUCACUUGCGUAGUUUCCGAUGGUAUCAUGAGCUUCACUCUAGACGCCGCAGCAGAGCUGGGCAUCCCUGAGGUUCUUUUCUGGACAACUAGCGCAUGUGGGUUCAUGGGCUACGUUCAAUAUCGCAAUCUCAUUGAGAAGGGUCUAACACCACUCAAAGAUGCGAGCUACUUAACGAAUGGGUAUUUAGAUACGGUGAUAGAUUGGAUUCCGGGUAUGAGCGGUAUUCGCCUGAAAGAUCUUCCGACCUUCAUUAGAACAACAGACCCAGAUGAUAUUAUGCUAGAUUUUGCAAUGGUUGAAAGCGAUAGAGCCCGGAAAGCUUCAGCUCUCAUCUUCAAUACUUUUGAUGCAUUGGAGCAUGAAGUGUUAGACGCACUUUCGUCCAUGUUUCCUCCAAUUUACUCCAUUGGUCCCCUGCAUCUUCUCCAAAAUCAGAUCCCGGAUGAUGAUCUUAAAUCAAUUGGGUCAAACCUCUGGAAAGAAGAAGAUGGGUGUCUGGAAUGGUUAGACAAAAAAGAGCCCAACUCCGUUGUUUACGUGAAUUUUGGAAGCAUAACGGUCAUGACAAGCGAGCAACUAAUUGAGUUUGCUUGGGGACUUGCGAAUAGCAACCAAAAAUUCUUGUGGAUAAAAAGGCCUGAUCUUGUGGAUGGUGAUUCCGCCAUUCUUCCACCGGGGUUCGAAGAAGACAUAAAAGAAAGGGGUCUAUUGGCAAAUUGGUGUCCUCAAGAAGCAGUUCUCAGCCAUCCAUCCAUAGGAGGGUUCUUAACACACAGUGGGUGGAAUUCCACGAUUGAAAGCGUGUGCGGCGGAGUGCCAAUCAUCUCUUGGCCCUUCUUCGCCGAGCAGCAAACCAAUUGCCGAUACUCUUGCAAUGAGUGGGGCAUAGGCAUGGAGAUUGAUGGUGGCGCUAAGAGAGGAGAAAUAGAGAGCCUUGUGAGAGAGCUGAUGGUGGGAGAUAAGGGGAAAGAGUUGAAGAAGAAAGCUGAGGAUUGGAAGAAGUUGGCAGAGGAGACCAGUAAUAAGCCUACCGGGUCAUCUUACGUGAAUCUUGACAAAGUGAUUAACGAAGUUCUUUUAUCUGCACGAGAUUGAUGGAGGGCUUACAUUAGACUGAUUUAAGGUUAAUGUUUACAUUUAAUAAUAAGUUUGUCUCGUGAACAGGCCGACAAAUUUUUUUGUCUUUGGAUUCUCCAUCAUCCUGUAGGGGUUGUUUGUCUUUCCAUUAAUAUUGCCCUGUCUUUUUAUUUUUUAUUAUUCUCUCGUGUUAUAUGAUAUAAAAUUAUAUAUGCUUGUAC